Messenger RNA from Rhopalosiphum padi (bird cherry-oat aphid), 465 nucleotides. Its product is annotated as histone H4. Gene Ontology annotation, cellular component: nucleosome. NCBI's taxonomy places the organism in Eukaryota, Metazoa, Arthropoda, Insecta, Hemiptera, Aphididae. Gene Ontology annotation, biological process: nucleosome assembly. Gene Ontology annotation, molecular function: structural constituent of chromatin; protein heterodimerization activity; DNA binding. Bases 83 to 394 code for a protein of 103 amino acids. The transcript has a single exon. The record is from RefSeq and is a predicted model, not a curated record.
UUGUUAACCGGGCAUCAGUCAACGUUCAGCGUUCAUCGCAGCAGCUCUUUAAGCAAUCGGCUAGAAACUACAUAAAAUCAACAUGACCGGACGCGGUAAAGGAGGAAAAGGUCUUGGAAAAGGAGGCGCCAAACGUCAUCGUAAAGUACUCCGUGAUAACAUCCAAGGAAUAACCAAGCCUGCCAUUCGUCGAUUAGCUCGCCGUGGCGGAGUAAAACGUAUCUCCGGUUUGAUCUACGAAGAAACCCGCGGAGUGUUGAAAGUGUUCCUGGAAAACGUGAUUCGUGAUGCCGUAACAUACACCGAACACGCCAAGAGGAAGACAGUGACCGCCAUGGACGUUGUCUACGCUCUUAAACGCCAAGGACGUACCUUGUACGGUUUCGGAGGUUAAAAUGUUACGUCCGCGAUUUGCUACGUAAAAAUAUAAGACACAUAUUAAAAAGGCCCUUUUCAGGGCCACCA